AUGUUCGAACAUAAAGAUGGAUAGUUUAAAUCCAAAGAAAUGUCAUUCCAAUAUGAAUUACUUCCUCAUAUAAAUAUACAACAAUAAACGUGUUGGGCAGUUUCGAUCAAUUCUGAUGAUAAAUUGUUACUCACAGGAGCUGAAUCCAAUAUUAAUAUCAUGUAGUUCAAAGGUGGAGCAAUAAAAAAGAUUUAAACUAUUUAAAAACAUAAAUCCUGGAUAACUACUCUCAAUUUCUUUAAGUAAAUGCCUUUAUUUAUAUCUGGAUCGUCAAGUGUUAAAAUAUGGUCAUAAAAUAUAUUAUCAAAUCCUAAAUUUCUUUUAAAAUUAUGGGACCAUUCCUAAAAUAUAUAGUGUUUAGCACUUCGUAAUAGUAAUCCUUCAGUCAUAAUUACCGGUUCAAAAGACUGCAACAUAAAGUUUUGGUGCUAAAAAGAAAAUUAAUGGUUUUGUUAAUAAACAAUUCGAGAGCACUCCAAUAUUGUUACUGGAUUAUCUUUAAAUCAAGAAGGAAACUCUUUAAUUUCUUGUGGAGAUGAUAAUCAAAUCUUGAUAAUAAAAAGUAUAGAUGAUCAGAGAUGGAAUGUAGUUUAAAAAAUACAGGCUCAUGGAGUCAGAUUAUCUUUCAUUUCUAAAGAGACCUUUGCUUUUUAACCAUGGUAGUCAGAUAAACUAGAACUUUAUACUUAUGAACCGUAAGUAGGUUAUUAUAAGAAAAAUAAGGAACUUGCAAUUUCUGGAUGUAAAUAGUUCUGCACACAUUUAUUCCCAUGCAGCUUUAUAACUUCAAAGCAAAUCUUACUCUCAAAAAAUGGAUACAAUUUAAAUUUAAUCAAAUUAAAUACUUCCUCUUCAAUUCUUCAUGGCAAAUUAGAGUAAGCAAUUGAAUUCAAUUAUCCUAAUAAUUGGCUGGGGACAAUAUUUGGUACUAUGAGUGAAAAUGGAGACUUUCUAAUUACAUGGGACAGCCAAUCGAAGCAAAUACAAAUAAGAAAAUACAAGGAAAUUUAUAAAUAAAGGAGAAAAUAAAAUUCUUCAGUUUGCACAAUAUUUUGA
Molecule: messenger RNA, 1056 nt
Organism: Paramecium octaurelia
Lineage: Eukaryota; Ciliophora; Oligohymenophorea; Peniculida; Parameciidae
Source: the annotation of a GenBank genome assembly